AAGAGCUUCCUUAAACCUCUCUAUUGUGAGCACCUGGGCCAGGAAGAAUGGCUCUUUCACAAGUAAAUUGCGGCCGGGCUUUACAGGGAGAUUUUAUAACAGAGCACAGUUGACGUUGGCAGGAGAGCCACGGCCGGCCAUUGAGAAGCAUGAGCUCCGCGGUCACAGGAGAUCAAUGCAGAGAGCCUGUUUCCCCGGAGCGGGAGAUUUCCGCUGGGAAGGGGAGCCGAGCGCAGGAACAUAAGCAGCUUGUGGUUAGAGCCGAGAAUCCCAGCGGGGCUCGUACUUCGCAUGGAGCUGUCAGUCUAAAGCCAACGAAACGCCCCCUCCUGACAUCACUGUGCGCAGGAGGCAGGGAUGCGGUCGCCAUGGUAACAGCUGAGUCAUCCUGAGAGGCAUCUGCGCUCUGAUCUCCACAGGUGUCAGCGCUGGGCUAGCGGGUCGAGCUAGCCGGAUGGGUAACGUCUCCACUGCGGUCAAGCACUGUCUGAGCUAUGAGACUUUCCUGCGGGAUCAUCCCUGGUUGCCACGGCUCCUGUGGGAAGAGAAGUGUUCAGAACUGCCCAAGCUUCCACUUCACGUCAAAAUUGUGGAGGUUGGACCAAGAGAUGGGCUUCAAAAUGAGAAGGAAAUAGUGCCGACAGAAGUCAAAAUCCAGCUGAUAGACAUGCUCUCUCAGACCGGUCUGCCUGUCAUCGAAGCCACUAGCUUUGUGUCUUCAAAGUGGGUUGCUCAGAUGGCAGACCACAGUGCAGUGUUGAAAGGGAUUAAAAGGUCUCCUGACGUAAGAUACCCGGUUCUGACUCCCAAUAUUCAGGGCUUCCAGGCAGCUGUUGCAGCAGGAGCUACUGAAGUGGCAGUGUUUGGUUCUGCCUCGGAGACGUUCAGCUGGAAGAACAUCAACUGCUCUAUAGAGGAGAGUCUGCAGAGGUUCGAGCAGGUCAUCUCUGCAGCCAAACACGAAGGCAUUCCAGUGCGCGGGUACGUUUCCUGUGCUCUCGGCUGUCCGUAUGAGGGACAAGUAAAACCGUCACAAGUCACAAAGGUGGCGAAGCGGUUGUUUGAGCUGGGCUGUUAUGAGGUAUCCCUGGGGGACACCAUUGGCGUAGGAACCGCGGGCUCCAUGGCCAAGAUGCUGAGCGAUGUGUUGACAGAGGUGCCCGUCGACGCACUGGCGGUGCACUGCCACGACACUUACGGUCAGGCGCUGCCCAAUAUUCUCAUUGCUCUGCAGAUGGGGGUUUCUGUGGUCGACUCCUCGGUCGCCGGCCUCGGAGGAUGCCCGUAUGCCAAGGGAGCGUCUGGCAAUGUUUCUACAGAGGAUGUUUUAUACAUGCUGCAUGGUCUUGGAAUUGAAACCGGGGUGGACCUGCUGAAGGUGAUGGAAGCAGGAGAUUUCAUCUGCCGAGCCUUGAAGCGAACCAGUAACUCCAAGGUCAGCCGAGCCGCUAUAAACAUCUAGCCUCUUUAUUCUGAGGACAAAUACAUACAGUGAAGCCCAAACGUCCAAGACCAUAUUAAAUAACAACAAACAUUUUGAAAGAAAAAGAAAAGUGAAAUGUUGAAGAAAUCGUUGAUAUUCCGCUCAUGAAAGUGCGUAUCUAUACCACGAUUGUCUUUUCUCGUGGCAUUUAUACGCCAAAAACGGGUUUGCUCAAAGUUAUAGCAUGUUCGUCCAAAGUUAUCUGCUCUUUAAUAAGGUUCACACAAAUCAUUAUUUAUAAAUGGCUUGAAUGUUGUUGUUUUUUGUUGUUUUUUCAGUAACGAUUUAAUUGGACUUUUGUCUAACGUUUCUUAAAUGUUACUACACUGUAAAAAACUAUUGUUGGUUUAACGUAAAACAUGAAGUAACCUGGUUGCCUUAAAAUUUUAAGUUCAUUGAAAUGGAAAAAGUGAGUUAAUGCGAUGAAAGAAAUUGA
Messenger RNA from Pimephales promelas (fathead minnow), 1919 nucleotides. RefSeq names its product 3-hydroxymethyl-3-methylglutaryl-CoA lyase like 1 (gene hmgcll1). Gene Ontology annotation, biological process: ketone body biosynthetic process; L-leucine catabolic process. NCBI's taxonomy places the organism in Eukaryota, Metazoa, Chordata, Actinopteri, Cypriniformes, Leuciscidae. Gene Ontology annotation, molecular function: hydroxymethylglutaryl-CoA lyase activity. The record is from RefSeq and is a predicted model, not a curated record.